AUGGCGUCAGCUUCACAGGACCGCGAGCACAGUCUCAAAAUCUUUGCCGCGCAGUAUUUUCAAAUUCUCGAACCGCAGCAUUUGAUGCUCCCACCUAAUGGCGUUCUUAUCCAGCCUAAAGCCCAAUGCUGGAUCUAUGAGAACAUGUUCAAUGAGGUCGAGAUCUGGCCUAUUCCACCAGUGCGCUACCGCUGUCGGGUUCUAAAAAUGGUUUUAUCUCUGCUUGAAAGCUCAAUUACGGACCCAGAGGAGGAUGAGAUCACAGAAGAUCUCAUGAAUGUCUGGACCGACCUGAUUACCCGUCCUCAACGGUCACCACUUGACGAAGCCCAAGACUUGUCCUACAUCAAGUACUCACCGCCAGGAAUAUGGGACCUAGGAAUUUCUCGGUCUGUGAUAACAUGCGAAAAUCGUGGCCUCAUUUUAUCUUCCGGUACUACCGGAUUUCGCACGUGGGAGGCCGCUUUACACUUAGGGACAUAUCUCUCCACUCCAUCCGGCAAGGCUGUCGUAUCAGGAAAAAAUAUUGUGGAAUUAGGUGCUGGAACAGGCCUCAUCUCACUAUACUGCUUCAAAUGCCUGGGUACUAACAGCGUGGUUGCCACGGAUCGGGAGCCAGCAUUGAUUUCUAACAUUCAAGACUGUGUCUCGCGGAAUAACCUAAAUUCUCCCCGCUUUCGUACGCACAUUUGGGAGUGGGGUAGACCCUUGACAGUUCUAGAUGAGUCUAGUGCGGAUCUACCAACCUCUUUUGAUGUUGCACUUGGUGCAGAUUUGAUAUAUGAUUCAGACCUUAUACCUGUACUUGUGUCAACACUGCACGACCUAUUUGAAAACUAUAAUCUCAAGGAGUUUUUGAUAUCUGCUACCCUCCGUAAUCAGGAAACAUUCACGACAUUUCUCAACUGUUGUGAAAAAACUAAUCUACAUGCACAAUUAAUCCACUUCCAAUCUCCUCCUCGGCAGUUACAGGAUGGGUUUUUCCAUGGCACUGAUGUGCCAAUUAGAACGUAUCGGAUAAUUACCUGCAAAUCUCACAAUGACCUUAGGUCUAUCUAA
Messenger RNA from Ophidiomyces ophidiicola, 1059 nucleotides. RefSeq lists its product as uncharacterized. The record is from RefSeq and is a predicted model, not a curated record. The transcript is spliced from 4 exons. Bases 1 to 1059 code for a protein of 352 amino acids. NCBI's taxonomy places the organism in Eukaryota, Fungi, Ascomycota, Eurotiomycetes, Onygenales, Onygenaceae.